AGCCAUAUUGUCUCAAGCCGUGUGGGCCCAAGGGCCCCGAAGCUUGUGGCGCGAGACGCCCGCCGUGCUCGCCCAAUGUCAUCGGCACCCAGCGUCGUCAGUGCCAUCGGUAAUACGCCUCGACGCGUGCGCCAGUCAAUGACAUCGGCGCUCGCAUCGGUGUCGUCGGCGCUCUGCCAGGAGCCAGGGGCCACCAAGAAGCUGGACGCUGCCGAGCCCCCCGCGGGCAGCACCGCCGGACGCAGGCGCCGAGAGCGUCGCAGCCCCGAAGGCGAUGCACCCGGGGCACCGGAGAGCUUCGAAGGCAGGGCGAUGACAGCCCCGGAGCCGAGAGACCCGCAGCCGCCCGGGGGCGAGAACGAGAAGCCCCGCAGGCGCCGCCGGAGGGAGGCAGGCGGGCCAGCCAGCGCGGAGCCGGGCGCUGCCGAGGAGGCGGAGCGCCAGGCCGGGCGCCAGCGCGACCACUCGGGAGGCGGCGCUGCCGCUCGGGGGCCACGCGCAGGCCCGCCCCAGGCGGAGCUCCAGGUGCUCAGCGCCCCGAGCCUCGAGGACAGCGCGCUCGAGCAGCCGGGGGAGGGCAUCGGCGCCAGCCGGCCGCAGAGCGACGCGAUGGCGCCUGGCCGCUCGGGUUCGGGGCGCCCCCCCGCCGCGCAGCCCCGCGAGCGCGCGGGCGGAGCCGGGGCCGCGGGGAGCGCGCGGCCGCGCCAGGGCAGCACCGCGGAAGGGGGGGCGCCGUGCGCCGUGGCGGCGGAACGCCUCUCGGGGGAGGCAGGUGGGCCGGCCGGCGCGGCCACGCGGAAGCCAAGCGCGGGCGAGGGGGAGGAGCUGGACGUGGAGUCCCAGGUGAAGCUCCAGGAGAUGAAGCCCGAGAAGGCCGAUUGGACGGACGAUUUGGAUAUGGCAGAUGCGUACGAGCUCAACACGUCAAUUUGGGACAGCAUGGUGUUUUUCGGGUUCCCCGAGCUCGGAUGGAACGUGUCCGCUACGCUGCUCUUCGGCUACGUCGUCAAUCUCGUAUCCCAGCUCGCAUUCUGCUUCGUGGUCUAUACGUACAUGCUCAAACCGGACGUGGACUCGUCCGCGCUCAGUAAUUUGCUCAAGUUUCGGCUGAGCCUCGCGCACAACUCAGAGUUCGCGGACCCCAUGACGAAGCAGUCUUUGGCGAGGCAGGUGUGCAGCACCAAUCAGAAGGUGCACUUCGCCGCUGGGCAGAUAGGCAUCUUGUCGGACGUGCAGAAGUUCUUAAGGGGCGGGCCCACGCUGAUGAUAAUCGCAGAGAUCCUCUUUCUCGGAGUCAUCGUCAAGGAGAUGGACGCCAUCGUUCAUUUUUCCCAAGCCGUCAUGUCGUUAGAUCGGUCGGAUACCACUCAGGUUAAUCUGACUGUACAAAAGGAUUCUUACUUGUCAUCCAUUACGGCUCGAUUUGAAAAGAUCCAUCGGAUGCGUAUUCGCUUUACUUGGGCUCUCAUCACCGUGCCCCGCGCGAUCAUAUGCGUAUUGCUUGGUUUCACAGGCAUCCUCUUCAUCGGCAAGACCAGCAAUAUCGAUGACCUUAUCCUCAACUGCCUGGCGAUAGUCUUCAUUAUCGAACUAGACGAGCUAGUCUACGACUGCUUGGCACCCAGGCGGCUCAAGACGUUGCUGAACAAUAUGGAGCCUUUGCCGUGCCACACACGACUGCUGGCCAGUGCUGUCCAAACGGAUCGCAUCAAGGAUGUCAUGCCAGUGCUGGCGCCGGUCUUGAAGCUGAUUUUCGUGUGCGGGUCACUCGUUGCCACCAACGAAUUGGUGCUCAAGCGAUUCUUCUGGCAGCUGGAACAAGUCGAUCACAUCUUGUGCUCAGAGGACAGUAAGCUCGAUUUUGUGUACGCUCGGAACUCAGCAAACGGCAUCAUCUACGUGGCCAGAUCUCAUGAUGCCGACGCCUGGACGGCGGACGAAGUCACCGUGUUGGAGGUGUCGAUGCUUGAUAUCGAGCCCAAUUUCGAUUGGAAUCCCAGCAUCUUGGCCAAGCAGCAGGGGCUCCGCAACGGCGGCAAGGAGGACCCCCCCGCUAUCGUUCUCGGCCACUCGGCGGCGCUUGUCCAAGACACAGCAUUCGACGCCAGCAGCUACGACGCCCUCGAGGAGCUCGGCAACAGCCCGCUGCAGCUGGCGGCAAACAUACUCGUGUGCCACGAUCUCGGCUCGAAGUCGGAGAGGCCCAGCUACCGCGCAGCCCUGCGGCAGCUGAUGGGCAACGCCAGCAUCAUAACUUGCGCUGAGAUUCCUUGGGAGUAUUGUGCCCGGCGCGAGAUGACGCAGCUCAGGGCGCUGUGCCCCGUACGUUGCAACUGCCACGUGCCCCCGACGUACGAGAUCGAAGGCCAGAAGGCUCUCGCCGGCUACUUCCAGAGUCCGCGAGGCGGGUGCCCGCAGUCGUGCCGGGCACAGCUGGUGACAUCCAACGAGUUGCGCUUCGUCAAAGGGACAGCACCUAACUCGACUGGCACGAGCAGCACUGCUGGCAGGUGCGCAGAUGCUGAGCCAGAUGCAAUCAUCUUUGGUGGCGAUGGCAGCAUGAAGAGUUCAAAGGAGUGCCUUGUCAACGGGACCGUCGCCGCCGAAUGUGGCGGUUUGCCCCCAGACGCGUUCUGGUGGCUCUCGUUUGCAGCGGGCUUGUUCGAGCACCUCACGGCCGACGUGGCGUUUCCAGACAUCGUCGAGGCCUCCGUGCAACUGGUGUUCCCGGACCUCAAAGACAGCAAGAGGCGCGAGCUUGCCAGGUGGAUCUCGAAUGGGAGUUUGGUUGAAUCGUUCCUGGAUGGCCACUGGGAGCUGAUGCGUGACGUACCGCACCCGCGGAACCUGACCGGGUGCGACUACCUCGCAUCUUACGAGGUCAGGCUGUUGUUGAACGCCGACCUCUGCAGCGCGGGCGAGUUCUCCUCGAUCCAGUUCAUGUGCCCGGUCUCGUGCGGGUGCUCUCUUGGCGAGAUGUACAGGUCGUCUCUGUCGCCCGACGGCGUCGAGUUCACCCGUGUUGACGACAUCCUCAUGGUCAGUAACAGGAUGGAGGACCUGGGCUUCUGCCCUGCCGCAUGCCUGAUGACGCACCCGAGUAUCUCUGGAGAUUCCAGCUACGAUGCCAUCGGCAGCGACAGCGCGGACGGCAAGGACUACGGCAUGGACGACUACUUCAACAACUACUACUACCACUACGAGGAAAACGACGACUGCGAGAACCGCGGCUCUCAGUUGGCCACGGACGCCUCGGGGUACUCUUGCCAGCACUGGGCCUUUUUUCAUUGGGAGUGCACGGACUACUACGACGACACCGACUUCACUGUCUCUGACUUGUGCUGUUGGUGCGGUGGUGGAGAUCGCUCUCUCUGAGUGAAGCGUAGUUGUGUGUCCACUUGCUGCUGCUUCUGAAUUUCCAAUUCUAAUGAAUUGUUUUCCUAGCAUGCAGUGUGUCACUCUUUGUCUCGUAUUGUUAUUUGCAUUACUACGCAUCGUAUGGUAUUACGUUUCGCCAAACAAUAAAUUUCAAACCCUCUAGAAUCGAGAUGCAGACCAACCGCAGAGUUGUGUAUAUUCCUGAUUGCGGUGUGCGAAUGCCUCUGGCGCGCAUGCGUGGGCGAUGAUGGGUGUUGGGGUGACAUGGGGUGCCCACUCUGAUAAGCCGCCCGUGGGCUUUGAUUUAAGCUCCUUUGAACCUGUGCUUACAGUACUUGGCCCCCGAGCGGGGAAUCUUCUAAGGCGCGCCUUUUCUGGCCAGUGCAGGACCAUGGCGGGUGCUAACCUCAGAACAUGACGAGGGCCCCCCCUCUUCGACGUCCUUUUCCUCGUGCUCCU
Molecule: messenger RNA, 3837 nt
Organism: Prorocentrum cordatum
Lineage: Eukaryota; Dinophyceae; Prorocentrales; Prorocentraceae
Source: the annotation of a GenBank genome assembly